Molecule: messenger RNA, 1149 nt
Organism: Desarmillaria tabescens
Lineage: Eukaryota; Fungi; Basidiomycota; Agaricomycetes; Agaricales; Physalacriaceae
Exons: 2
Source: RefSeq, a predicted model, not a curated record
UAUGUCAAGAUUAACUCACCUAUAUCAACGCUAAUUCGUUGCGAGAACCAUCUCUUCUUAGCUAUCGCUGAAGUCAUUGAUCUCACCUAUCAAGGGAAGCAUGUGUCAGAGUUGGCUGUCGCAAUGCUCACUGAUAAAACAACACUCGUCUCUUACCAACUCCUUUACCUCGUACCGACCACUUCUGACGAUGGCCCCGAGUUAAAGCACGAUUGGAAGUGGUCAUACAAGAGAGGAGCAUCACAUCACCGCAUUCCUGGAAGACUGGUGCAUCCCAUAAACCCGGAUAUCUCAACGUCCACACGAGGAAAGCCAUUCUACGUCUUUGAGAGUGCGAUUCUGCGGGCCCUUGGGAUGUCGACGCUCGAUGAACUUCCUGAAGAUGGGCAGCUCUUGCCAGAGAUGGUCGCAUCUCCUGGCUUCCCUUACCUUCAUGCGGGUCAAGCUUGUUUUGUCUGCGAACAAGACGGAAAGGAGCGUGAGGUCAUCGAUGCUGCUAUGUGCACAUACUGUCAACCGAGUGUCCCUCUCGACAAAUCAGCACCACGGGUCUUGGAGCACAUUGGUGCGCACGUUUUGUUUGAUAGCAACGUUGACAAUGACCUCGAGCCAUGUGGACUGUGUCUACGACCAUCACCAAUAUGUACAUGGUAUUUGCGCAGGAGUAAAGGAACGGGCUACCAGGUUGAUUGGAAAAAGUCAACAUGCACGAACAGGAUUCGGUUUAAUUACAACGUUGCCGCCGCAUCCUCCAACACUAGUCCCUGCUCGAACAUUCCCAUCCAAUGUCAGCACUGUCCCGACAAGUCUCCCGCAGUGUGGUCCUACAACAUGGUCGUUCAUAUAAAAAAUAAGCAUCCCCAUGUUCAGCCGUCGAGCUACAAAGGGGCACAUGAAACUGAUGAGUUCGAGAAAGGAUUGAUGAAGAAUAUCUGGACUAACCGGCACAAGCGCAAGGAGGAGCGAAAAACUCAAGGCGGACGUCGUCUUGUAAUCUCUGAGGUGCAUAGCUCGCGGCUGACUCUAGCGUAAGUCAUAUACAUUUAGUAUCUUGGCCUUCAUUUGAUUUAUUUGCGAUAUAUAGUGACACAGUUGAUGGAGACGCCGAAACAGAACACGACGAUAAUCAGGAUGACCAGCUUGAUCCUG